Messenger RNA from Micropterus dolomieu (smallmouth bass), 4800 nucleotides. RefSeq names its product erythrocyte membrane protein band 4.1-like 3b (gene epb41l3b). Bases 125 to 3763 code for a protein of 1212 amino acids. Gene Ontology annotation, biological process: cortical actin cytoskeleton organization. Gene Ontology annotation, cellular component: plasma membrane; cytoskeleton. Lineage: Eukaryota; Metazoa; Chordata; Actinopteri; Centrarchiformes; Centrarchidae. The record is from RefSeq and is a predicted model, not a curated record. Gene Ontology annotation, molecular function: actin binding; structural molecule activity. The transcript has 26 exons.
GUUUGAUAGGCUGGUUGAGAGGGGGAACUGCAGCAGGGUAGCACCGCUGUCAGGAAACUGAAGCCCACUACGAAUGCAACUCGCAUGACCGGCUGAACGAGGACGGUUACCUGUGUGAUUUACCAUGACAACUGAAUCAGGCGCAGACUCGGAGGCCAAGCAGGCGCAGGAGAACAAGGCAGCAGCCGAACACACCUCGCCUCAGAACCAGCCGGAGCAGCUUCCCGCCGCCGCCGGACACAGCACCCCGGCCAGGAAAGAACAGGAGCAGCAGGAGGAGGACCUGGUAUCCCACAGGUCAUCUACCAGUCGUCUGUCCAGGUCUCCUUUGAGAGGAGUGAAGAAGGUGAAGAUCAUGCAGUGUAAAGUCACCCUGCUGGACGGCUCCGAAUACACACUCAACGUGGAGAAACGAGCCAAGGGCCAAGUGCUCUUUGAUAAAAUAUGCGAACACCUCAAUCUACUGGAGAGGGACUACUUUGGCAUCACACACAGAGAUGCAGAGAACCAGAAGAAUUGGCUGGACCCUUCCAAGGAGCUGAAGAAGCAGAUCAGGACUGGUCCCUGGAACUUUGCUUUCAAUGUCAAGUUUUACCCUCCAGACCCCUCCCAGCUCACUGAGGAUAUCACAAGGUACUACUUGUGUCUGCAGCUGAGAGAUGAUGUGGUUUCAGGCCGUCUGCCCUGUUCCUUUGCCACCCACACAGUGCUGGGCUCCUACACAGUGCAGUCUGAACUGGGAGACUACGACCCGGAGGAAUUAGGCAGUGACUACAUCAGCGAACUGCGCUUCGCACCCAACCAGACCAAAGAGCUAGAGGAAAAGGUCAUGGAACUCCACAAGACCUACAAGGGGAUGACACCAGCCGAAGCAGAGAUUCACUUCCUGGAAAAUGCCAAGAAGCUGUCCAUGUACGGUGUGGACCUGCACCACGCUAAGGACUCUGAGGGCGUGGAGAUCAUGUUGGGAGUUUGUGCAAGUGGCCUGCUCAUCUACAGAGACAGGUUGCGGAUCAACCGGUUCGCUUGGCCCAAAAUUCUUAAGAUCUCCUACAAGAGGAACAACUUCUACAUCAAAAUCCGGCCCGGCGAGUUUGAGCAGUUUGAAAGCACAAUUGGUUUCAAGCUUCCAAACCAUCGCGCUGCCAAAAGGCUCUGGAAGGUCUGUGUCGAGCACCAUACCUUCUUCAGGCUCGUAUCCCCUGAGGCACCCCCAAAGAAGUUCCUGAGCCUCGGCUCCAAAUUUCGCUACAGCGGCAGAACGCAGGCUCAGACCCGCAGGGCCAGCUCUCAGAUCAUCAGACCUGCUCCACUCUUCGAACGGUCCUCCAGCAAGCGCUACAACAUGUCCCGCAGCUUAGAUGGAGCACCCAUUAUGGAGAACCAUGAGACUCUCAUGAAGGACAGCGGCGCUGACGGGGUAGCCAAAGUCAUCGCCAAGGGAGACAUUAUCACCACGGUAACAACAGAGAAGAAGGCAGAGGAAGAGAAGGCUGAGCAGGAGGAUGCGCAGACGGACGCUGUAGAGACGCCCGAUCCCGCUGUCACAACACCACUCAGACAAGACGCAAAGUGCUCCCCUAGUGUGUACACAACCGACCCCCUGCGCUCUGAGCUCUCACUCCCCUCAUCUCCUGUUUCAUUAACUAAAGUACGGCGGAGGCGCAGGGAGAAUACGCGUAAACGGGCGUCGUCAGUCAGUCCAGCCAAGAGCAGUGUUGGGUGCCGUCGGCGGCAAGCCCUCGCCGACCGCAAAGCCGCCCUGCUGGACGAGCAGGUGUUGCUGCUCUCAGCCCGCAAGCAGAGGCUGGAGCAGGGCAAGAGUUGCGGCGGCACCCUCUUCUCCUUCUCCCUGCACCUGCCUGACCUGUCCUCCUUCCUGGAUGACGACGGCUACAUCACCUUCCCCGAUCUGUCAGAGAUGCGCUUCCUCCCUGAGUGCGCGCAGAACUUCCUGCCCAUUAAGUCACCUUCACUUAUCCCCUGCUUCCUCUUCAUCUUCUUUUUCCUGCUCUCCACCUCCUUCUCCGUCCCCUACGCCCUCACCCUCUCCUUCCCCCUGGCGCUGUGCCUCUGCUACCUGGAGCCCAAGGCAGCCUCCCUGACCGCCUCCCUAGCCCAGGGCUACCAUGACCAUGACAGUUCAGAGGAAGAGGAGACUGACAGCGAACAAACUGACUUUGCCUUUGAUGGAGAGAUGACUGCCACAGAGUCGGAGGCAGAUGAGGACUCUGAGAUGCGGACUCAGUAUAGUUUCAUAAGACGAGUAAAAGGGGAAAACGUUUUUAUCAGGCAUAGUAAUCUGAUGCUAGAGGAUGCCUCACCUCAGGCAGAGGUGGUCAAGCACCAGACCAACAUCAGCGAACUGAAGCGCUCCUUCCUGGAGACAGGCGACCACACGCCGGGCCUGACAGAAUGGGAGAAGAGACUCUCCUCGUCCCCUGCGCGCUCACCCAGAGCGGAUGAAGCACCAAUGAUAGUGCCACUGGAGCCGCAGGAUACCGACGACGAGGAGCCUGUGGGACAAGAGACGAAAGAGGCGGCGCAGCCUAAAGCCACCGAGGCGACAGGAUAUCUGGUGAAAUACGUGGUGGAUAGUAUCGUAACAGAUUUGGCCUCCUCCUCUGGGCCUCACGGAAUUAGUCUGUCAACCACUAUGGACGACGACGUCUUCAUGGACGGGACCCUCAGGGAGGUGGAGGAGAAAACCCCCGAUUCCCAGGAGGAUGUCUCAGAGAAGUCAGUGGUGAAGGUCAGCCCCGGAGCUGUCAGGCAGGAAGUGUCCCAGGCCAUCAGUGACAAGAAAGGGACGCUCAUUAUCUUGAAGGAGGCGGAGACUAAAGAGGACACAGAGGACAAAGAGAUGAGCACUGUGGGUGAAAAAGAAGAGCCUGUAGUCCCUGGAGAGGCCGAAGCUAAGGAGAAGGAAAAGCUGUCUGCCUCUGCAGAGAAAGAAACUAUCAAAGAAGACACUUCUGCUGUUAUAGAAGCCAAAACCACAUUAGUCAAGACGCCGAGUCCAAAGAUGGAGCUAAAAACUGGUGACGUGACUCAGAUUAAAGGUAUUGAUUCGCCUAAAAAGGCCAUGGCAUCGUGGAUUUCAGACGAGGUGAAGACAGAGGCUUUAGAGAUGAUCAGUGAGUCGACAAAGGAAGUAAAAGAGAUGACUUCUAAUGCUCUGCAGACAAAAGCAGAAAUCUUCACCUUCGGAGAGGUCCAAAAGUCAAGCCUGACUCAGAUUACAGUUUCUGAAUCUUCAACUACAUCCUUAGCAGUGUCUACGCUGGGAUGGGUUUCCUCCACUCAAAAGCGAUCAGCUGAACCAGAGGAGAAAGCGGCGGUUACCAUGGAGACGGAUGCCGCGCCAGCCGAGUCGACAGGGCUAACGAGCCUUGAUGCCACAGAGGUGGGUACCAAAGAAAUGCCUGUGAUCCACACAGAGACAAAAACAAUCACCUAUGAGUCUGCAGAGGUUGACACUAAUGGUGACGUGGACCCCGGCGUGUUGCUGAGUGCUCAGACCAUCACCUCGGAAACCACCAGCACCACUACCACCACACACAUCACUAAGACGGUGAAAGGAGGAGUAUCAGAGACGAGAAUUGAGAAAAGGAUUGUCAUCACUGGAGAUGCAGACAUUGACCACGAUGAGGCCCUGGCUCAGGCCAUAAAGGAGGCUAAAGAACAGCAUCCUGACAUGUCAGUGACCAAAGUAGUGGUACAUAAAGAGACAGAGAUCACGCCAGAGGAGGGGGAGGACUGACCCAGGAGUAACGCUGAGGGCUGUUUUCUGUUCAACCUACCAGAAUCCAACAUCUACAUAUUACUCCGGGAGUCUCAGAAGACUAGAAAGGCUCCUACUCUCCAAAUGCUGCAGCUCUCCGCUAGUCGCAACCAUCACCUGCAAAAUAAAUGAAUGCAUUUUGCAUGAGAAGGACGCAAUGUUGCAUUAUCAAACAAACGGCAAGAUUAUACUGAAAACUGUCUGAUUUUAAAAAUGGUUCUCGACCCAUCUGCACGCCGAAUCCCCGUGUGUGCAGCAAGCAAACUUUUUGCUUUCACUGCCUUAUGACAUUGAUGCAUUUUUAUGAUUGAGAGUAAUUAUUGUAGCAAACGUUUUAUUUAUGAAAUAAAGCCAUCACUCCAGAAACUUAAAUCGCUGUAGGCUUUAUAUGUUAGGGAGCAUACACUAUUUAACCUUGCUGUAGACGUGCCAACCCAGCAAGCAUUGCCUCACCCACACCAACAACCCAAUGAUUUGCUGUGAGGGAUGCCACUACAGAAAUCACUACAGCCCAGUAAUGUACAUAUCCAAGCUUUCCUAGGAGAAUAGCAAAUUAUCUUUCACAGUUGAUUUUUGUCGUGUCUAUUCCAAUUGCAUUUUCCUUUUUUAUGAUCAUUUCAGUAUUUUUCCACCAGUUUUUGUUUUGUUGGCAAAAUGCCAAGGAAUCAAGAUUUCUGUGCAAGAAAUGGAGUUUUAUGUGCCUGUGCAGGAUUUGAAUGUUUUCCAGGGUAGAUGAUCGGCUGCAACACCAGUCCCAGGGCUGUGUGACUGUGAGGCAAAGGGCUCAGACUGCCGAGCUCUUCCCAAAUUAGAUGCAAAGCCAAGAGAGAUCUGUCAGCCCACCACCACCCUGAACAUGUCAACUGUAUGCCUCCCUCAUCUGUUCAACUGUGUCUGAAUAACCUGUUCGUGUACAGCCAUGUUUUCCUCAGAAAGGUGAAAUAAAACUGGCAAAUGCAUUUGUUUUAAUUGGCGGUUUUCUUUUAAAAAAUAAAAUGUUGUCCAAAGCACUGAAA